GAAAAAUGGAUCCACGAUGUAACAAGCCUCGCGACUUUGUAGCGAUCUAUAAAAAUUUGACCGAGGAAGUUCAUAAGAUAAAACGCUUACGAAUGAAAUGGUUACAAAAAUACGAAUGGCUAUUAGACGAGCAUAAGAAACUACGGAAAGAAAUAGAGAAACUGUGCGAAGAAAAGCAAACGGUCAUUGCCACGGAAACGUUCGAACGAGAGGAGGGAAAAACUUGUCUGCCAACUCCGAUUACUACUAAUGGCGAGUACGGUUGGCUCGCAUCGAGACCAAAAUUUCAAUUAGAGAAAUAUGGAGCUUAUACGCCGCAAUAUCCUGAUCCCCUUAAGGAGAUAACUCCAUUAUACGGAAAUAUGCCUGUUCUUGCAGCAGGCGUAGGAUACAUUUGGUGA
Messenger RNA from Heterotrigona itama, 401 nucleotides. Lineage: Eukaryota; Metazoa; Arthropoda; Insecta; Hymenoptera; Apidae. The record is from the annotation of a GenBank genome assembly.